Messenger RNA from Epithele typhae, 1272 nucleotides. Its product is annotated as AhpD-like protein. The transcript has 5 exons. The record is from RefSeq and is a predicted model, not a curated record. Lineage: Eukaryota; Fungi; Basidiomycota; Agaricomycetes; Polyporales; Epitheliaceae. Gene Ontology annotation, molecular function: peroxiredoxin activity. The coding region runs from base 1 to 1272 and encodes 423 amino acids.
AUGCAACACUCCUCCAGCCGCCUCAUACCCGGUCGGUACCCGCCUCCCGGCGAGUCUCCAAUCGCAGACGCGAUCCGCGCCCGCCGUGGCGAGCGUGGUCUCCUCCCGCUCGACGGCGCGCUGCUCCACGUUCCGCCCAUCGCAGAAGGCUGGAGCGCGCUUCUCGGCGCGGUCAGGACCAAGGGGCGUCUCCCGGGAGACGUCCGGGAGCUCAUGAUCCUGCGCGUCGCGGCGCACAACGGUGCCACGUUCGAAUGGAUCGCUCACGAGAAGGUUGCGCGCGCCGAGGGCCUCGGGACCGCCCAGCUGCUGCUUGCCCGCGACCUGGGCGUUGUGGGCGACGCCGGGGUGCUCACCGAGCUGCAGCUCACGGAUCGGACGACGGACGAACUACGCGCUGCGCUGGGCGGGGAUGACGAUCUGUUCGUCGAAGCGGCCGCGGUCGUCGCGACGUACAACAUGGUCUCACGUUUCCUUGUCGCGACGGACGUCGCCGGGCUCAGCGACGAGCCCGUGCCCUGGCCCACCGACUUCGCCACGCACAUGCACCAACUGCCCACGCAGCACGAGAUCCCGUACCCCGACGCCGAGCCCGACGCCGGGCUCACCCUGCACGUCGAAACCCACACCGUCUCCCCAACCGCGCCCUGGCUCCGCGGCCACGGCCGCUCCUCCACCCCGCCCACCCCGCCCACGAUCGCCACGCUCGCCGCCGACGUCGCGCACAUCCUCGCCACCCUGCACAUCCCCCGCGCGCACGCCGCCUCGGCGUCUCCCAGGGCGGCGCCGUCGCGCUGCACUUCGCGGCGUCCUUCCCGACGCUCUGCGCGCGCGUCGUCGCGUGCGACACCGCGCCCGCUACGCCCGCGGGAACGCGACGCCUGGGACGCCCGGAUCGACCUUGCACGCACACAAGGUAUGCCCGCGCUCGCCGCCGCGACGCUCCCGCGGUGGUUCCCCGCGGGCUCGGCGCUCACGGCGCCGCGGCGCGAGGCCGUGGGGCGGAUGGUCGCGGGCACGGCCGUGGACGGGUUCGCGGCGGGCGCGCGGGCGCUGAUGGCGUACGAUCUGUACGCGGCGGGGCUGGAGGGCUGCGCGGUGCCCGCGCUGCUCGUCGCGGGCGCGCUUGACGGCGACGGCAAGGUCGCGGCGGGCCUGCGGGCGUUGCGGGAGAGGUGGGCGGGGAAGGGCGGGGACGUGCGCGUGGCGGUGGUGGAGGGCGCGGGGCACCUGCCUAUGGUGGACGCGACGGCGGGUUCUGGGCGGUCGUAG